AUGGGUCACAUCCUGGCCUGGAGUGGCAGUUCCCGCUCGCUUGAACUGCUGACGAACGUCCUUUUGGGCUCCGCUCUCGCUUUCGUCUCUCGCCCAUUUCCCCCUUCAACCCAAAAGUUUCUUUGUUUGUUGAGAGCUCCGUUUCUACUUAAAACUUUACGUACCUUCCUCCCGGCUAAUCUAAAGCAACCUUCGACCUUCGAUAUUUUUGCCCUUGGUGGAUGGUUUCGUACCUUUCGAAACACCAGUCAAUAUAAUACGUUGCUCCCAACUUACAAUAUCACGAUGGUACGACCAAACAAUAGUGGCCGAACACCCCAAUACACUGCGACUCAGUCUAGAACGGAAGUUAUGCGUGGACAGAACCACGAGCGAAAGCGACAGUUUGGCAGGGGCAUGGGCAUGGGUAUUGGAGUUGGGGGAUGGUGGUUGCGGACGACGUUGACGACAGUGCUGCUGUUGUCAUGUGCAAUUGGAAGCAGUAAUGCGGCGGAUAUGGCAUAUUGCUCUAGUCUCAAUACUGCUGCAAGCUCAUCACCAAUGACCGAUACAUUCCAAAGUAAUGGCCUCUGUACCAAUUAUUGUGAAGCCGAUUAUGCUUUUGCCAUUCUCCAAGGCUCAAAAUGUUGGUGUUCAAAUUAUGCACCAUCUUCAACAACCACAGGCUGUACUCAAUCAUGCCCUGGAUACGGACAGGAAACAUGUGGAAGUGUCACGAAGAACGUCUUCGGCUACAUUGCUCUUUCAAACGUUCCACCGAGUGGCACUGUUGGCUCCUCUUCAUCGACCGCGUCUUCGACAUCAUCGUCAUCAACAAGUACAACAUCUGCACCAACUACUACAACCACUUCUACCACUAGCUCUAGCUCUACUUCCACGACCGAAACCCCUAGUCUUUCCCAUCAGCAACCGCGACAGCAGAACCAUCCGCGAGUGGUGAUAACUUCUUCUCGCAACCCGGACGAGUUGCAGGUGUUUUCAAACAAACAAAGAAACUCGAUGCAUGGUGGUCCAGAGGCUGCCGUUAUCCCCGCCGGUGGCGCAGGUGUUAUGGCUGGUAGUCGUCGGAGGUCUCGCUCUUUGAGCACACUGGGUCUAAUGGGGGAGAAAGGAUUCCACUCAGUAGAUACUGCGCCCUCAACAGGCCCGCCCAACAUGGCAGGAUUGAAUGGGGUGGGAACCGCUGCUGCAAGAGGGCCUGAUGGGACCAAAUUAGUCGAUCAACGGCUUGAUCCUAGCCAGCUAUAUCUACGAUACGAUCCUGAUACUGGAAGUUCACGAAUGAGUGUGAGGAGUUUGAGAGACGACGCUGAUUAUUCGAGACGGGUCUUGCGGCUGGCAAACCCUGACGAUUAG
Morchella importuna is the source of this 1356-nucleotide messenger RNA. RefSeq lists its product as uncharacterized. The record is from RefSeq and is a predicted model, not a curated record. Bases 1 to 1356 code for a protein of 451 amino acids. Gene Ontology annotation, cellular component: plasma membrane. Lineage: Eukaryota; Fungi; Ascomycota; Pezizomycetes; Pezizales; Morchellaceae. The transcript is spliced from 10 exons.